This is a messenger RNA of Aquila chrysaetos chrysaetos, 2172 nucleotides long. RefSeq names its product interleukin-20-like. The record is from RefSeq and is a predicted model, not a curated record. The transcript is spliced from 7 exons. Lineage: Eukaryota; Metazoa; Chordata; Aves; Accipitriformes; Accipitridae. Bases 1605 to 2156 code for a protein of 183 amino acids.
UGGGGGAGGAAGGCAGAGAUUAACAACCUUGUGCUGCUGAGGAUCCCUCCAGCACCUCAGCAAGGGCAAAUGCAACCUGCUGCAGAUUUGGACCUGCCUUUUGGCUGUUUUAUGGUGUGGAGGCACGGGGAUGAGGGAGGCAUGUUUGGGGUAGUUUCAGCAAUACUGUAUGCAAUACUAUGACUAGCCUGGGCAUAAAAUCUAUUUGCCUAGUCUUCCCCGAUGACGGAUAUAUGCUCAAGAUUGAGCUUGGUUAUCAAUAAAUUACUCACCCAGCAAAACUUUCUAGAACAGCCCUGGCCCACAGGCAGUGGCACACAAGAUCUACCCGCCUUGCAACAGGCACAGGCUCAGACUGCUGCUCUCACCCAGAGCAUCGUGCCUGCUCCGGAGGUUGGCUGUAGGAUUAGAGGAGUGUCUUUGCCACCUCCAUGCCCUCUAAGUCCAUCUGACCUUCUCUCCUGGGUACAGGUAGUCUAAGAAGGUUUUUUAACUGCUCGUUUUUGUUUGUAGACAGAACUUAGCUACCUCCAGAGGGGUUACAGAAACAACCAAACUAGCCUCAGAGCCAACAGCAUGGUGAACCACCUGGGUUUUGCACCAGUACUGCCAUAUUCAUGUGACAGCAUGCCCCAGCUGGCAAACCCUGGUUCCCUGGGGACUGUCUGGAUCUGAAAUGUUGGUAUGAGAAUAUGCCUGGUGUGCUCGAGGACCUUGGGUGCAUCAGUUUUGCUCAGCAGCUAAUGCUUGCAGCAGGGUAAUCAUAGACUUUGCAGUCAAAGUCUUUGCUGGGUGACAGCUUUGGACUGUGCAUAACGAUCACCUAAGUCACCCGUGCUCCUGAAAACCAAGUGACUUCUUCUGGCACCGCGGUGGGAGCUGUGUCAUCCCAAAGGCCUGACCUCUCGUACCUGUGCAUCUCUGGUCUCCAAAUACCAGGGACGUGCCGAUGGAGAGAAGCGUCCACCCACCUGAGGAGCAAGCCUGAGAGCAGGGUCCCCCGUACGCGGCGGGUGAAGGCCCCGUGUGCCAGGACAGUGAUGGAGAAAGGUCUUGCCAACUUUCUGAGUCACGCUACUUUUACUAGCGCACCAUGUCCCAUUGCCAGAAACCCUCCCACCUUGGGGUGUUUGGACCACUGGCAUCCCGGAGGGGGUGAUGCCGCUCGGCUUCCCACAUCCCAGUGCCUCCAUGAGGAGUCGGGAACGGCCCCUCUCCAGGAGGGGCUUGCCAGCGCGGCUCCGUGCCGAGAGGAACACCCGAGCUUGGCAUUUUGGGGACGUAACCCCCAUGAUGGUCCCUCCUUUUGGUCGCGUCCUUCUUCCUGAAUGAAAAAUGACACAGCAAUGCCAAGAUUUCCCGCCUCCAUAGGUUAGGGAAACACCUGUGGGUGAGAGAGUUUGUCCCUUUCACUAGCUCAUUAAUUCAGUAAAUUACAAAGGGAAAUACAUGCUGGGAAAAGCAAGAAAAAUCCCAAAAGUUAAUCCAAGAGUUAUUUCCUCCCGAUACCUGGAUAAAAACGUGUUCUUUGGAGCUCUUCAAGUCAGACGUCAGCAAGACAGGUGAACCCACAUCAAAGAACAAGGUCUCCCAGGCAGCUGGCCAUGCUUGCAUCCUGCCGUAGCAUGAAGGGAUCCCACUUAUUCCUCUGCCUCUUCUCCAUGUCGUGCUGGUUGAAUUUGAUGCCAGCAGCUGGGAACAAAAUCUUCCACUUUGGACCCUGCAGGAUUUCAAUGAGCAUGACUGAGAUUAGGUCUGGUUUCACAGCAAUUAAAGCCAACAUCCAAGCCAGAGACCCCAUCAGGACCCUCAGCAUCUUGUCUUAUCCACAUUCUCUGCACAAAGUUAAGUCUUCAGAUAGAUGCUGCAUCACCCACCACCUCUUCGACUUCUACGUGGACAAAGUUUUCAAACACUGCAAGACCGAGGAUUCAUAUGUCAACCGAAAAAUCAGCAGCAUAGCCAACUCCUUCCUCAGUGUGAAGAGGAAACUUGGGCAGUGUCAUGAGGAAAAUAAGUGCCUGUGUGGACAGGAAUCCACUGAGAAAUUUAAGCAAAUACUUGCGAACUAUGAAGGGCUGAAUGUCACAUCUGCAGCAAUUAAAUCCCUCGGCGAGCUGGACAUCCUACUAGACUGGAUGGAAAAAUCUCAUUAGAGAGCAGAAGGCAUUA